This is a messenger RNA of Bicyclus anynana (squinting bush brown), 1163 nucleotides long. RefSeq names its product muscle-specific protein 300 kDa-like. NCBI's taxonomy places the organism in Eukaryota, Metazoa, Arthropoda, Insecta, Lepidoptera, Nymphalidae. Gene Ontology annotation, biological process: nuclear migration. The transcript is spliced from 5 exons. Gene Ontology annotation, cellular component: meiotic nuclear membrane microtubule tethering complex; cytoplasm; nuclear outer membrane. The record is from RefSeq and is a predicted model, not a curated record. Bases 147 to 1163 code for a protein of 338 amino acids. Gene Ontology annotation, molecular function: actin filament binding.
AGCUUUGCAAGCUCCCAUCGUCUGGACGACGUCUAGCAUUCAGCCGGUCACAUGUGACCACGGCGCAUGCUUACAAACCUUCGCUCAACUUAAUACACACUCAAUUCAGUAUCGAGCGUCCCUCCGCGCGAGGAGGUCAUGCCGCUAUGUCGGACGGACGCGACUCUCCGUCGCAAAGCGGUCUCCGAGACCGCGUCAGCUUCUUCGAGAGGGUCUGGUCUAGACGCAACAAGACCGACUCAGUCGACGCGAGUGCUAACGUAGACGAGAUAGAGAGGAAGAUAGAGCAACACAAACGUCAGCCGGAGUCCCCCAAAAUUGAUGUGAAACUUAAACAUGCGAGAGAUACACAAUCGCCUUCGAAAAGUUACGAAGCAACGUUCCCGAAUUUAAAAUUGCGUCACGUAGAAGAGUGUGAGACGAAGGCUGAGAGCCAAGAUGAGGGUGAUUUGGCUGCCGGCGUCCGUUUCGUCAAAUUCGAACGCGUGAGCGUCAAGAGGUCCGUGGACUAUGGGAGGUCGUUGGAGGGCGAGGACCGGCCGGACUCUCCUCAGCAUGAGUGGUACUCCGAGUACAAACAGCACACUUUACACACAGCGCCGCGUAAGGACUACCUGCGCAGCAAAUCGGAAUACGACUCCCAUAUCGCUGAAAUACGAGAUGAACAGGAAAGAGUACAAAAGAAAACAUUCGUCAAUUGGAUCAAUUCACAUUUAUCAAAGCGCAUACCUCCCGUGCGGAUUGAUGACCUCAUCUACGACCUCCGAGAUGGCACCAAGCUGCUUGCCCUGCUUGAAGUAUUGUCUGGCGAGAAACUGCCAAUGGAACGUGGCCGUGUCCUCCGUCGCCCGCAUUUCCUGUCGAACGCAAACACAGCGCUCCGUUUCCUGGCAGGGAAGCGCAUCAAGCUGGUCAACAUCAACGCUGCUGAUCUGGUGGAUGGGCGGCCGGCGGUCGUACUCGGCCUGAUAUGGACCAUCAUCCUGUACUUCCAGAUCGAAGAGAACAGUCGAGCGUUAGAAUACCUGAGCGGCUCGCGGUGCGCGUCAGUCAUGUCGCAGGAGUCUGGCGCUGCCACACCUACCCACAGGGCAGAGGACAGGUGGAAGCAAGGAGCCAAGAAGACGUUACUACAAUGGGUUGCUAACGCCUUGCCUAAGUAA